CAGAGGAGAGGUGGUUUACCGGAAGCUAAUUAUCUUAAAGAGGUUUUCAGUAAGACAGUUCUUUUCUCUACACCGCUUGUACUGUAAAUGUGAAACGGGAGGAUAUUCAUGCUUCUGAGACCGCCAACAUAUCAAACAGGACGGCGGAGACAUGACUCUGACAAGAGGAUCCUUCACAUACUCCAGUGGUGAAGAGUACCACGGUGAAUGGAAGGAAGGUCGGAGGCACGGUCUGGGGCAGCUGAAGUUCUCUGACGGAACGUGCUACACCGGGCAGUUUGAAAACGGGCUGUUCAACGGCUGUGGGGUUCUGGUGUUUCUGGACGGCUCCAGGUACGAGGGCGAGUUUGUGCAGGGGAAGUUCCAGGGCGUGGGUGUCUUUAGCCGAUUUGACGGGAUGAAGUUUGAAGGGGAGUUCAAAAGCGGUCGCGUGGAAGGAUACGGCUUGCUGACGUUCCCGGACGGGGCGCACGGCGUUCCCCGGAAUGAGGGCGUGUUCGAGAACAACAAGCUGCUGAGGCGGGAGAAGUGCCAGGCCGUGGUGCAGAGGGCGCAGGCCUCCUGCGCCGCCGCCCGCGCCCUCUCCGUAUGACCACCAGGGGGCGCUGCUCACGGCCAGGGGGGCACUCAGGGAUGGAUGACAGGGUAGCACCCCUCCCCCUCACCUCUCCCCUUCUCAUACACCCCACUCCCCACCCCUGUCCCAACCGCGUUGGGCUGGUGCUCUCCUCCACGCCCCUUCUGUCUGCCUCUCAGUGAGUAACGUUAACUUUUUGUGCUAAGAAAUCAGCGCUGCCUUGGUUUCAUUACAGGCUGUACUGUAUUCCCUCUGGGACUGUCUUGCACUGCGCACUGCUCUUCUGCACACACAAACACACACACCAGAGCUGGGAGUGAAGACCAGACCCCUCAAGACCCAAGACCAGACGAAGACCAGACCUCUUGAAACCUAGAUCCUGAACAAGACCAGGCUUGCCAGGUCUUGACCAUGGAAUAUAAACCUCGUAUUAUCUUUUUAUUUUACAUUAAAUACUUGGAGAACAAACAAUAGGUUGACCCUGUUUGCAGUGGUAGAAAAUGAACACUUACCUGUCAAAGACUAAUGUAAUUUUGAAAUUGGGCUUUCAAGAUCGUAAUGUUAUUUCUGUUGAAACCAGACUUGGUUAAAUAAGGCUGGCUACCACAUUCAACACCAGACAUUAUUAUUUGCUGCGCUAAUUUAGCUAGCUAGUUUAUAUUUUGCUAAUCUAAAACAUUGUGCUGAAGCUGAGGUUGAAUUCAUGUGUGCUGAAAAACAUCAUACACUAGCCUUUCCCAAGUAGGAAAACUGAACAAAUGGAGCUGGACAAUGUUAUGCAGAUGUUUGGCAAUGAAACUGUCUUUUGAGAACACUUACGAGAACAGUGAAAUUGAAUGUUAACCUGCACUGACAAAUCACAUUUAUGUUGUAGUUGGGCUAUCGAACAGUGAAACCCAGCUAAAUAACAAGCUUAACAAGUAAUAUUACAAGUUUGUCAACAUUGUGAAAGAGGUUUUGUACCUUGGAGCUCGCUGAACUA
Conger conger (European conger) is the source of this 1559-nucleotide messenger RNA. It is a transcript of the gene morn4, whose product is annotated as MORN repeat containing 4. The transcript has 5 exons. Bases 152 to 592 code for a protein of 146 amino acids. NCBI's taxonomy places the organism in Eukaryota, Metazoa, Chordata, Actinopteri, Anguilliformes, Congridae. The record is from RefSeq and is a predicted model, not a curated record.